AUGACAAGCGCUUCUGUUCUUUUGUGCUCCAUUGCUUUCAUACUUGUGGUAUCCAUUGCUAUAGUGAUACUAACAAGAGGAAAGUCCAUAAGAAACAAGGACGAGAUAAGAAUAGGAUUAAUAGGUGCCUUGGCAUUCGGAUAUAUUGCGUGGGCAUGUGUGUAUAUGUCUCAGAUAAAGCCAUUUGUCGAUCCAGAGUAA
Messenger RNA from Encephalitozoon hellem ATCC 50504, 201 nucleotides. Its product is annotated as ATP synthase subunit H-like protein. The coding region runs from base 1 to 201 and encodes 66 amino acids. Lineage: Eukaryota; Fungi; Microsporidia; Unikaryonidae. Gene Ontology annotation, biological process: proton transmembrane transport. The transcript has a single exon. Gene Ontology annotation, cellular component: proton-transporting V-type ATPase, V0 domain. Gene Ontology annotation, molecular function: proton-transporting ATPase activity, rotational mechanism. The record is from RefSeq and is a predicted model, not a curated record.